Molecule: messenger RNA, 2049 nt
Organism: Drosophila melanogaster (fruit fly)
Lineage: Eukaryota; Metazoa; Arthropoda; Insecta; Diptera; Drosophilidae
Gene: Larp7
Product: La related protein 7
Exons: 2
Coding region: 60-1847 (595 amino acids)
Biological process (GO): RNA processing
Cellular component (GO): nucleus; nucleoplasm; ribonucleoprotein complex
Molecular function (GO): nucleic acid binding; RNA binding
Source: RefSeq, marked reviewed
CAAAAACCAAGUGCAAUAUUUUAUUCGAGUGACUUAGAUUACUGGUUAACUGGCACUCAAUGGCUGCCAAGAGUAUCGAGAAGGAGAAGGGCGAGGGUCAGGAGCCCGCGACAUCAGCGGAGAAACCCGAUCCAGCCGCACCCACUGAACCAGCUGAGGAAAAUUCCAAAGAACCGGCGCCGGAAGACGCAUCGCCGGAUAAAAAGGAUGGUGGACGCAAAAGGAAGAGGCAUUUGUUCAAUUCGAUUCGCGGUCAAAUGGAAUUCUACUUCGGUGACGCCAACUUGAGCAAGGAUCGCUUCCUUCGGCGCUACGUAGAGCAGGAUCCAUAUGUACCAUUGGAAAUCUUUCUCACUUUCAAUAAGAUAAAGACGCUCACCCAGGAUGUGCAGCAGAUAGCCAAGGCACUAAGCAACUCCCAGCUUCUGGAGCUGGAUGAGACCGAACUAAAGGUCAAGCGACGUACCAAGCUACCAGAUCAGCGCGAUGUCAACGACAAAACCUUGUAUGUAGAGGCCCUGCCUGCAAAUGCCACUCACGAUUGGCUGAAGGAGGUAUUCAGCCGCUACGGACCGGUGGCCUACGUGUCCCUGCCCCACUAUCCGGGCACUAAGAAGAUCAAGGAAUUUGCCUUUAUCGAGUUCGAAAAGAGCGGGUCCUUGGAGAAAGCUGUGAAGGCUUUUGCCCAGAUACAGGGCGUUUUGUCCGUAGAAACCGAUCCCAGUGAUCUGGCCAGUGUGCGCUCCUUUCAGCAGCAGCAGCAGAUACAACAGAAAGCGGAGCAGCCGCAGUCAGAGGCUGAACAGGUUGAGUUGCCAAAGCGAAAUCUAAAAAGGGAGGCCACCGACAAGGAUCGCGAGGAGAUACACGAGGUGAAACGGGUUAAGUUGGAGGAGGGCCAGCCUAGCGAGACCUCUACAGCUGGGGAAACAGCGAGUGAAACGGAUGCAGAGGGCACAGCCGAAGCCUCCGAGCAGGAGGACAAAACAGAGGCAACCGAUGGCGAUGAAGCUGCCAAAAAGCGCCGUCGCAAGCGCAAGAAGAAGGCGAUCGUGGACAAGCCAAACAUUGAGCCCAGUGCCCUGGAGCUCAAGGUGCUACCCAAGACUAGUUGGAGCAGUAUGCGCAAUAAGUACUUGAAUCUACAGCGUCGCAUCGUCAGUGAGGCAAAGAGCAAGCUGUGGCGAGAAAAUCACCCACAAAAUCAGCAGCACCCUCACCACCAGCAGACCAGUCAUCCAAACCAUCCGAAACCUUCACAGCUGCCCGAGGCAGUUAAAGAGGAGGAAACCGGAGGCGAGGUCCCUAGCGAUGGCGGUGAAGGUGCCGUAGAAGCAGCGCCUGUGCCAGCCAAGCGUCGCAAGGCGGUGCACAAGAUGAACAUGAAUUUCUACGGCGCCGGCGGCGUGGAAUCCACCAAAUCCGAAGAACCUUCGCAGGAACGCACGCCGCUCUUUAAAUACGAGCCCGGGCUGAUUGUGGAGUGCUCCCUGCUAAAACCAUGCACCAAUGUUAAAGAAUUUAAGGCUGAAAUGCGCCAAUAUCCGGAUAUUAAAUAUGUGGAUAUUAAGGAGGGCGACCAAGUGGCCCUACUACGUUUGGGCACGCCUGCCGCAGCCGAGGAACUGCUACGCCAGGUCAACUGCUCCGAGAGGCAGCUGAAAGUGCUCUCUGGCCAGCAGGAGACGCUCUAUUGGCGAAAAAUCGAGCAGGAUCGCGAGGCGAAACUCUCGAAAAAGGUGCGCGUGCAGCAAAAACGCGGUCGCGAGAAAGUGGGCAAAAUGCUGGGCAAGCACAUUAAGUUUGAUGAUGGCGAUGAUGAAGUGCAGGCGGCCGCCAUGGACUGAGUCACUUUCAGUUGAGGGGUGAGUUUGGAUUUCAUUUCAGGAAACUCUAUAAUAUAAGCUAUAUAAAUUUAUAAAUGUAAGCAAAAGAUACAUUUAGAUCUAGCACAAGAUUUCGUAAUAUUAGAGUAAUAUUGUAAAAACAAAUUGAAUUUUUAAAAAAGAAACUUCCUAGUGAAAUUGAAAUAAAUCUUCUGAAUGAAAC